Camellia sinensis is the source of this 1056-nucleotide messenger RNA. The record is from RefSeq and is a predicted model, not a curated record. NCBI's taxonomy places the organism in Eukaryota, Viridiplantae, Streptophyta, Magnoliopsida, Ericales, Theaceae.
AUGGUCACCUCCGAAGACUGGACCUCAAGAAAAUGGGCAAAGGAGCCACAAGAUAAAAGAAUGGCACAAACUUUGUUGAUGUCUUCAUUUUGGAAUACUGUUGUGUUUGCCCUUAAGGUCUCAGGUCCUCUUGUCAAAGUGCUUAGAUUGGUUGAUACCGAGAAGAAACUUCCCAUGGGAUACAUUUAUGAGGCAAUGGAUAGGGCAAAAGAAUACAUUGCAAGUUCAUUUGAUCAUAAAGAAGAGAAGUUGGUCCCGGAUGUCACUGUUCAAGAUUUGAUCACUAAUGAAAUGAGUAUUUAUAUGAAGGGUGAGAGUCUUUUGGCAAGGCUGUUGCGAUUAGGCAAAGAAAUACAAGAGUACCAGUGGAUUAUCGCAGCUGAUUGGUGGGUAUCAUAUGGUUCUUAUACUCCAAACUUGCAAACUUUUGCCAUAAAAGUCCUUAGCUUAACAUGUAGUUCAUCGGGUUGUGAACGAAACUGGAGUGUAUUCGAACAUCUUCAUAGCAAGAAAAGAAAUAGAUUGGAACAACAACGUCUCAAUGAUUUAAUGUAUGUCAAAUACAAUAGAACAUUGAGAUUUAGGUAUGAUAUGCGCAACACUCUUGAUCCCAUAUCUUUACAAAAUAUUGAUGAAAGCAAUGAGUGGUUGCUUGGGAGGAUGGAUGGAGAAUCAGAUGAAGAUAAUGAGCCUGUGUUUGAUGAUGAUGAUGGCUUGACGUGGGCCACUGUUGCUAGAGCUUCUGGAGUAGAAGAAAGUAGCCAUGCAAGUAGAGCAACAAGUUCACGCUCAAAGGCACAACCGAGGAUAUCUAAAUCAUCAACAUUGACUCCACUUCAAUUAAUAGAUGAAGAGGAAGCGGGCUCAGAUGACACAGAGGAGGAAGAUGUUGAGGGAUACAAAUCAACUGAUGGAGAAGAAGAUGAUAGUUUGCUUGCCAUUGAUGUUGAGGAUGAUGAUUGACUGACACCGACCUAACCUACCCUUUCUUUUGAUAUUGAUGUUUUUAAGUGUUAAGACAUAUAUUAAUAUUUGUUGGAUAUUUAUGUUUUCGAU